Molecule: messenger RNA, 273 nt
Organism: Ostertagia ostertagi
Lineage: Eukaryota; Metazoa; Nematoda; Chromadorea; Rhabditida; Trichostrongylidae
Source: the annotation of a GenBank genome assembly
AUGCUAUUGUCGCCAGUUUACUGGGCGGCAAGAAAGCGUGAGGAUCGAAGACCUUUGUACAGACGCAUACUCACGAAUCGGCGCCUUGAUAUCAUUCAUAAAACCUUCAUUCGCUCGAUCCUUGGAUUCAUUUUGUUCAGUACUUCGUACUGUAUCGUGAAUACCGGAAUAUACUAUAAGUUUGUGAGACCGCUCCGUCAAGAGGAACGUGAGCUACUAGAACGCGAACUAAUUGAGGCAGAUCGCGCUGGCUUCAAAGUAAAUUUGAAAUGA